CUAGUCUCACGGCGCUCAAUCCUUUCUCUGCUCCAUUCUUCGUGCGACACUGUUGUCCCCAAGCCUCUGCACUCGCUCAUGUUCACAUGUAUCAACUUUUCGGCUUGCCUGUCGCUACUGAACUGUCGGAUAUCGACUGCCAACUCCCAAUCGCUUCCUCCACAGCGUCACUGUUUGCGCCGUGGUCCUUAUCAAACCGCCAUACAAAACUCUCAUAUCUCAUCUCAUUUCAAACUCCGAAGGUUCCUUAUUCCUCCUCGCGACAUUCCCACAAUUUCCGUGAGAGCUAGAGAUGCCACGAAUUCCGCCCUUAGGCAACUCAAAGCCCUCAACAAAGCCGCCUUCUAUCGAUAUUAAAUGUCCUGCAUGGUGAACAGAGCAUACGUGGGGGGUCAGACCUUGUAUCACAAGGAAUGACGCGAAGGGUAUUGGAGGAGGAGCUGCUCAAUGAUAUGACGAGACACUCAACGUUGCGCGAACGGGCCUAGAGAACCUAGGAUCAUAUCCGGCAGCAGCGUCAAAUGGAAGU
This is a messenger RNA of Cantharellus anzutake, 529 nucleotides long. RefSeq lists its product as uncharacterized. Lineage: Eukaryota; Fungi; Basidiomycota; Agaricomycetes; Cantharellales; Hydnaceae. The record is from RefSeq and is a predicted model, not a curated record. Bases 79 to 357 code for a protein of 92 amino acids. The transcript is spliced from 3 exons.